CCAGUUCUGUUUCAUUUUGCAGGUAGUGGUCAAGGAAAUGUGGGGUGGAUCCUAGAAGGGGUGAGAGUGUGGAAGCCACUCAUGCCUGUCCCUGCUUUGUCCCCAUAGGUCAAACCUGCUUCAGCCAUGUCUGUAAGGAAGGAUGAAAUUCCCCAGCAGUCAUCAGCCCCACUGGAAGGGAGCCUCCAACAGAAGUUAUGUCUACCAGGAUUCUAUAUGGAAGAAGCCCGUGGAGGUUGUGCCCCGUGCACCGAUGGGACAGACUACACCAAUCAUUCAAACACCCUCCCUUCUUGCCUACCUUGCAUGACUUGCAAAUCAGGCGGAUUCUUAACCACUGGACCAGCCAGGAAGCCCUCCGAAUUACUUCUUGAAGAGAAGCAGAAAAAAAAUCGCUGUACCCCCACCAAGGACACUGAGUGUCAGUGCAAACCUGGCACUUUCCGUGGAGAAGAUGCACCUGAAUUCUGUCAAAAAUGCAGGCACCAGGUGAGACACAGGAGCCUGGGGGGCUUCCAACCCACAGGAGACCCCAGUUUCCUUGUAUCCAUUUCUCUCCCCUGCCCGUGAAGCCCCUCCCACCUCUCAGAGCUCCCUUGUGCCUGUGGGGUCACCACCGUUUGUCCUGCACGGCUUUCUCAGUGGCCCCUUCCCACAUCUCCUCGGGAAGGGCCUAGAAAGACGGAAGUGCUGACAGCAGACAGAAGUCAUGAUGAGGCCACGUGUGUGCUCCUUCAAGGUUCCUAUAAAACUGGACCCAACUUGACAGGCCUCACACCCAGCCCCUUGUUCUCCAGUAGCACCUGAAUCUUUCCUACUGGGGGACUCAGGGGCCAGUAGUAAUUCACUAUCCUCUGAUGCUCCAGUGUUGGCUGAGAUUGGUAGGAAGAGUCAACAGGUGGAUGAGAGGGCCUCAUAGUCAAGUUUG
This is a messenger RNA of Capra hircus (goat), 928 nucleotides long. Its product is annotated as tumor necrosis factor receptor superfamily member 10C-like. Bases 127 to 570 code for a protein of 147 amino acids. Gene Ontology annotation, biological process: TRAIL-activated apoptotic signaling pathway; positive regulation of apoptotic process. Gene Ontology annotation, molecular function: protein binding. Gene Ontology annotation, cellular component: plasma membrane; cell surface. The transcript has 4 exons. The record is from RefSeq and is a predicted model, not a curated record. NCBI's taxonomy places the organism in Eukaryota, Metazoa, Chordata, Mammalia, Artiodactyla, Bovidae.